Molecule: messenger RNA, 849 nt
Organism: Leptopilina heterotoma
Lineage: Eukaryota; Metazoa; Arthropoda; Insecta; Hymenoptera; Figitidae
Product: protein NYNRIN-like
Exons: 1
Coding region: 1-849 (282 amino acids)
Biological process (GO): DNA integration
Molecular function (GO): nucleic acid binding
Source: RefSeq, a predicted model, not a curated record
AUGGGACCUUUAACUCCGAGCUCCAGGGGUAACGUGUACAUCCUCAUCAUUCAAGAUUUGUAUACUAAAUGGAUAGAGAUACAGCCCUUAAGAAAAGCUACAGGUUUAACAAUAUCGACAGCGCUACAGGAUUUAGUCAUAAACCGUUGGGGAUCACCGAAAGUUCUGCUUACAGAUAACGGUACCGAAUUCAUUAACAAUAGCAUGAAAGCCCUAGCGUCAAAAAUAGGAUUUCGUCAUAUGACCACCCCACCUUAUCGACCUCAGGCCGAUCCUGUAGAGCGAGUAAAUCGCGUAGUACGAACCAUGAUAAUUGCGUUUAUAGAGAGAAGUCACCGGGAAUGGGACCUACACCUCCCAGAAUUUCGUUUUGCACACAACACAGCGUACUAUUCCUCGAUCCAAAGUACACCAGCUUUCCUUAACUUCGGACGCGAACCUACAACCGCGAUAUCCCUACGCCGAGAAUUAGAAAGAGAUAUGGACAUUGUCUAUCAAUCUUCUUUACUUUGGUCAAAACGGAUGCAACAGUUGAACGAAUUGCGUAAUAGUAUAGUCCACGCUCUAGACAGUGCUUUCCAGAAACAAUCACACUACUACAAUCGCAAGCGACGCGAUCAGCGAUAUGAAAUCGGCGACUUAGUAUGGAAAAAACAACGCGUAUUAUCGUCCGCAGACAGACAUUUUAUGGCAAAAUUAGCAGAUGCGUUUCACGGUCCAUUUAUUGUUACCAAACGCAUAUCAAAUGUAGUUUAUGUUCUAGAGGACCUACAAGAGCAAUCAAUGGGAAAGUUUUCAGUACAAGACCUAAAACCUUACCAUGCACCACUCCAAGGUGAUCCAGAUUAA